Caenorhabditis remanei is the source of this 1605-nucleotide messenger RNA. RefSeq lists its product as uncharacterized. Gene Ontology annotation, biological process: xenobiotic metabolic process. The record is from RefSeq and is a predicted model, not a curated record. Gene Ontology annotation, molecular function: iron ion binding; heme binding; oxidoreductase activity, acting on paired donors, with incorporation or reduction of molecular oxygen, reduced flavin or flavoprotein as one donor, and incorporation of one atom of oxygen. Gene Ontology annotation, cellular component: cytoplasm; intracellular membrane-bounded organelle. The transcript is spliced from 10 exons. Bases 1 to 1605 code for a protein of 534 amino acids. NCBI's taxonomy places the organism in Eukaryota, Metazoa, Nematoda, Chromadorea, Rhabditida, Rhabditidae.
AUGGAUCGAUCGACAUUUCUCAGGGUUCGUGAUUGGACCAUGUUUGCAAUUUCCCAUCAUCUAAUUAUGGCCAUCUACCUUUCCAUCCUUCAAGUCCUCAUUCCAUACUUCUUUCCACAAUUUGACUAUCACCGUUGGUUCCUUCGCGCGUUCCUUUUUCACCUGGCAUGUAUAAUUGUUUCCUACAUCGUCCGAGUUACCACAUAUCCACCAGGACCACCACCAAUGGCGAUUCUUGGAAACUCUCCAUUCGUUAACGUCCUCUGCCCAGAGGAGACUUUUCUCGAAUACCGAGAAAUAUAUGGACCAGUGUUCACUCUCCAUCUUUCAAAACCUACCGUAAUCCUUGCUGAUUACUCAACUAUUCAAGAAGCUCUCGUUAAGAAUGGCCAACAGACAAGCGGACGUUCGAGCGCCGAGUCAUUUGUUCUUUUCACCGGAGAUCGUGAAAAUGGAGAUGGAGUCAUUCUUGCAAUGCGUCAAAAGUGGAAGGAUAUGCGUCAUGAAAUCAGCCGUUUCAUGAAUAAGUGGUACGGCAAGCCAAUGGACGAGUUGGUUCUCCACCACACCAGAUGCCUUGAAACAGAGUUGAUGAAGAUUUCGGAGACCCAGAGUUUGGUUGAUUUGCGUGACCCUCUUGCCGGAGCUAUUGCCAAUGUCAUCCAGCAGAUCACUAUCGGGCGCAAUUACAUGUACCAGGAUCAGGAAUUCCAGACUCAAUUGAAAGAUAUUAACUCUGUCGUGAAAGAGAUUAUGACUGCUGAAGUGUUCUUUGUGAACUGCUACCCGUGGCUUCGUUAUCUGCCAGAGGGCAUUCUCCGCAAAUGGACGAAUUACAAAAGAAGUGGAUUCAGACUUCAGCAAUGGUUCCGCACUAUUUUGGAAGAACAUCACGUCAACCGCCAUCAAGGCGAUUUUAUGUCACAUAUGAUAGACCUCCAAGAGUCGAAACAAGAACAAUUCAAUGACCUAUCAAUCAUUCUUACCUGUGGAGAUAUGUGGACUGGUGGAAUGGAGACUACUGUAACUACAUUGAGAUGGGGAAUCAUCUAUCUUCUUAACAACCCGGAGGUCCAAGCAAAGUGCCAUUUAGAGCUACUCAAUGUUUUCGGAAACGAUGUCCCGGAUAUGAGCAGAAUGAAUCAGACCCAUUACGUCAGAGCUACACUUUCCGAAAUUCAGCGUCUUGCAAAUGUUCUUCCAUGGGCUAUCCCACACAAAACAUUGGAACAAUGCAACAUCGGAGGAUAUGAAAUCCCGGUCAACACUGAAAUCAUCCCAGCUCUCGGUGCCACUCUCUUUGAUCCAAACGUGUUUGAGUCACCAAAAAUGUUCAAACCCGAACGCUUUUUGGAUGAAGAAGGAAAAUAUCGUGUUAUGGAAGAAUUCCGUCCAUUCGGUUUGGGACCAAGAGUUUGCCUCGGAGAAAGAGUUGCUCGCACUGAACUCUACCUCAUCUUUGCAAGUCUACUCCAGAACUUCCGUUUCUAUUUGAACAGAGGUGAUCCAACCCCAGUUGCUGAACGCGUCAUCGGUGGAAUCACUGCUCCUCCAAAACCAUAUGCGACUCGUGUUGAGUACCUCGGACACCGUACUAUCAACUAA